AGUUGCAUCGUGGUGUGGAGAGACCUUUACAAUAUCUCCUUUUCGACAGUUUCUUAUAAUACUUUCACCAUCAAACUAUCCGCGCAGUAAACGACAACACUCGUAUGCGAACAUAUCGAUCCUGAUAAACAAUCCAGACUUCAUCUCGUAAUGAAACGUUUAAUAAUAGUCACCGCAUUGGUUAACAUUUGCUUGGCGGAUGUAUCACAUAUUUUAUCGGAAUACCAGACAACGACCACAACAUUACCUCCAAAACCGUACAGUUUCCAAUAUGAAGCAGGACGAUACCCGGGACACAUUGAUCGGGUUCAUCAAGAAGUCGGAGGUGGAGAUGGAAUUAUUUAUGGAACAUAUUCGUAUGUUGAUCCAAAGUACAAAGUACGAACAGUCGAGUACAGAGCUGACAAAAAUGGAUUUCAUCCUGCAUUAAUCAACUUUGAAGACACUUUUGCUCAACCUGUCGAUUCGGAAGCUGUAAGAUUGGCUAAGGAGCAACAUAUGCGUCUUUACCAAAAAAUUGCAGAAGCAAAUGCUCAUAAUAUUCCAGUAAAUUUGCCACGGGAUUCAGCCAGCGUAGCAAGAGCGAAGGACAUGCACAACGAAUUGUACCACAGGAUCGUGGAACAACACGCGGCGAUUGCCGCGCAGAGGGAAGCUGAACGACUGGCUUAUGAAGCGACUUCCGUUGCCAAUGACGUUGAUGAUCAUCGGACACGUUAAUCGCGUAUUAUGCACGUGUUGGCAUCACGUCCGACACGUAGUGUAUAUUCUAAUAACAAGAAAUAUAUAUUACGCGUGAUGUCAUCGAAAUGCUCACAUAUAAUGAUUUUCUUAAGCUGAUUCGAAUAAUAGAGAAAUGUUUUCGUUCGAUGACUUACGAAUAAAAAUUUCUAAUCUUUGCUAAUCUAUAAUAUAAUAAUAUGUGCUUCUUGUGUAAAUAUAUAAGACUAUAGUUAUUUUAUACUCUCACAGUCCUCAACAUGUAUACGGAUAAUAAAAGACUUUAGAGGCAUAGAAAAAGAAAAAAUAUAAAACAUUAAAUAUGCUAUAGUAAAAUGA
Messenger RNA from Nylanderia fulva, 1059 nucleotides. RefSeq lists its product as uncharacterized. Gene Ontology annotation, cellular component: chitin-based extracellular matrix. Lineage: Eukaryota; Metazoa; Arthropoda; Insecta; Hymenoptera; Formicidae. Gene Ontology annotation, molecular function: structural constituent of chitin-based larval cuticle. The record is from RefSeq and is a predicted model, not a curated record.